AUGUUCAAGGUCUGUCAAAUUGGAACUCUAGAUGUGUUGUCCUGUGAGUAUGUUUCGGGUCAGGAGAAGCUCAGCAGGCAGGGUGCCGUGGGAAAUGGCUGUGUGGCGGAGGAGCGCAAACAGCUCCUCAGGAGACGGACGUCAGGCCACGGUCAUGCCAGGAGGAGAGCCAAGUCUAAUUCCAAGCUCAAGUUGGUCCGAAGUCUGGCAGUAUGUGAGGAAUCCUCCACUCCAUUUGCUGAUGGGCCACUGGACACCCAGGAUAUAAUUCAAUUGCACAUCAGCUGUGCCUCUGACAAGGAGGAAGAAAAAUCCACAAAGGAUGUCUCUGAAAAGGAAGACAAGGACAGAAGCAAAGAGAAGGUCCCAAGGAAGAUGCUGUCCAGAGACUCCAGCCAAGAAUAUACUGACUCCACUGGAAUAGACCUCCAUGAAUUCCUUGUCAAUACACUGAAAAAGAACCCAAGGGACAGAAUGAUGCUGCUAAAAUUAGAACAGGAGAUUCUGGAGUUUAUCAAUGACAACAAGAACCAGUUCAAGAAGUUUCCUCAGAUGACAUCCUACCACCGGAUGCUGUUACACCGGGUAGCUGCCUAUUUCGGGAUGGACCACAAUGUUGACCAGACCGGGAAAGCUGUCAUCAUCAACAAAACCAGCAACACGAGAAUCCCCGAACAGAGAUUCUCAGAACACAUAAAGGAUGAGAAGAAUACAGAGUUUCAGCAGAGGUUCAUUCUCAAGAGAGAUGAUGCCAGUGUGGACCGAGAUGAUAACCAGAUCAGAGUUCCAUUGCAGGAUGGAAGGAGGAGCAAGUCAAUAGAAGAGAGAGAGGAGGAAUAUCAAAGGGUCCGAGAGAGAAUAUUUGCCCGAGAGACUGGCCAGAACGGAUAUCUAAGUGAUGUCAGACUCUGCAAAGAAGCCUUUUCUUCUAGCUCUCACAGGAGAAGGCAGAUUUUUAGGGGGAACCGUGAAGGGCUGAGCCGCACCUCAAGCAGCCGACAGAGUAGCACAGACAGCGAACUCAAAUCCCUGGAGCCCCGGCCUUGGAGCAGCACAGACUCGGAUGGCUCUGUCCGCAGCAUGCGGCCUCCUGUCACCAAAGCCAGCAGCUUCAGUGGAGUCUCCAUCCUCACCCGAGGUGACAGCGGCAAAGGUAUGGCACUAGGUGCCCCAGAAGUGUGCAGCCAGGCCACCUCACCCCAGUCUGUCCGGGGCCUUCUCCCUUGUACUGUGCAGCAGCAGCAGCAGCAGCAGCAGCAACAGCAACAGCAGCAACUUCCUGUUCUCCCACCCACUCCUCAGCAGCAGCCACCCCUGAGUAAUCCCAUGAUCUCACAGCCAGUCCCGGCCCUGCAGCCCUGUCCGCAGCCUGCUCAGUUCUCUCCAAGCUCCUGUCCCCAAGUCCUUCUGCCAGUGUCUCCGCCCCAGCAGUACAGCAUGGCAGAUGACCUCAGCAACCCCUUUGGACAAAUGAGCCUUAGCCGCCAAGGUUCUACUGAAGCAGCUGAUCCGUCCUCAGCUCUGUUCCAGCCCCCACUCAUUUCCCAGCAUCCUCAGCAAGCUAGCUUCAUCAUGGCUUCUGCAGGACAGCCCCUCCCUCCUUCCAACUACUCCGCCUCCAGCCAUGCACCACCUAGUCAGCAAGUCCUGCCUCCCCAAGGCUACAUGCAGCCCCCUCAGCAGAUCCAGGUUUCUUACUACCCCCCGGGACAGUAUCCUAAUUCCAACCAGCAAUACCGACCUCUCUCUCACCCGGUGGCCUAUAGCCCCCAGCGUGGUCAACAGCUGCCUCAGCCAUCCCAGCAGCCUGGUUUACAGCCUAUGAUGCCUAACCAGCAGCAGACGGCUUACCAAGGCAUGCUUGGGGUCCAGCAGCCUCAGAACCAGGGUCUCCUCAGCAACCAGAGGAACAGCAUGGCAGGCCAGAUGCAAGGCCUCGUGGUUCAGUACACUCCACUGCCUUCAUACCAAGUCCCAGUGGGCAGUGACUCACAAAAUGUGGUCCAGCCACCUUUCCAGCAGCCCAUGCUGGUCCCUGCCAGCCAGUCUGUGCAAGGAGGCCUCCCAGCCGGGGGUGUGCCAGUAUACUACAGCAUGAUCCCACCAGCUCAGCAGAACGGUACGAGCCCCUCCGUGGGGUUUCUACAGCCUCCUGGCUCCGAGCAGUACCAGAUGCCUCAGUCUCCCUCUCCCUGCAGCCCACCGCAGAUGCCACAGCAGUACUCAGGAGUGUCACCUUCGGGACCAGGUGUGGUGGUCAUGCAACUGAAUGUCCCUAGUGGACCCCAGGCCCCCCAGAAUCCAUCCAUGGUCCAGUGGAGUCACUGUAAAUAUUACAAUGUGGACCAGCGAGGUCAGAAGCCUGGAGACCUGUACAGCCCUGACGGUAACCCCCAGGCCAAUGCACAAAUGGGCAGCAGCCCCGUCACAUCUCCUUCCCAGUCUCCAGCACCCUCUCCUGUCACCAGCCUCAGCAACGUCUGCACUGGACUCGGUCCCCUGCCUGUCCUCACACCAUUCCCCCGGCCUGGGGGUCCUGCACAGGGUGAUGGGCGCUACUCCCUAUUGGGUCAGCCAUUACAAUACAAUCUGUCCAUCUGCCCUCCCUUGCUGCAUGGCCAGUCAACUUACACGGUGCACCAGGGACAGAGUGGACUGAAGCAUGGGAGCCGGGGCAAGAGACAAGCACUCAGAUCUGCCUCCACUGACCUGGGCACAGCAGACGUUGUGCUGGGAAGGGUGCUGGAGGUGACAGACCUCCCUGAAGGGAUCACCCGCACAGAGGCGGACAAACUCUUCACCCAGCUUGCCAUGUCUGGUGCCAAGAUCCAGUGGCUUAAGGAUGCUCAGGGGCUGCCUGGUGCAGGUGGCGGGGACAACAGUGGGACAGGAGAGAAUGGCCGCCACUCGGACCUCGCUGCCUUGUACACCAUAGUGGCUGUAUUCCCCAGCCCCCUGGCCGCCCAGAAUGCCUCCCUUCGCCUCAACAACUCUGUGAGUCGUUUCAAACUUCGAGUGGCCAAAAAGAACUACGACCUGAGGAUCCUGGAGCGAGCGAGCUCCCAAUGAAUGGAGGAGGGAGGGACUGGCCCGGGAGCACGGGGGCAGUGGAGGCAGCCAAGGCAGACGACCGGGCCAGAGCCUGCCACCUCACGGCUGAAGAGAGAAGCAGACAGAGUCCCACACCGGCAUGGGACUCCUUGCCAUGGGUCCCACUUUUCCCUGUUGGUCCCCUUCUGUCUUCCUCUCCUUCCCAUCCUCUUCUACCAUUUUUUUUAUCUCUUCUUCCACCAUGGAAUUAAUUUCUUUCAUAUUUUUUGGUCAAGUAGGAUUGAGAGGGUCCCACACCCCCCUCUUCUUCCAUUUCCUCACCAUCCCAUUCUCCCUUCCUCUCUGGUCUUCAU
Molecule: messenger RNA, 3404 nt
Organism: Onychomys torridus (southern grasshopper mouse)
Lineage: Eukaryota; Metazoa; Chordata; Mammalia; Rodentia; Cricetidae
Gene: R3hdm2
Product: R3H domain containing 2
Exons: 24
Coding region: 1-3069 (1022 amino acids)
Molecular function (GO): nucleic acid binding
Source: RefSeq, a predicted model, not a curated record